This is a messenger RNA of Auxenochlorella protothecoides, 1113 nucleotides long. RefSeq names its product Histone-lysine N-methyltransferase setd3. NCBI's taxonomy places the organism in Eukaryota, Viridiplantae, Chlorophyta, Trebouxiophyceae, Chlorellales, Chlorellaceae. The record is from RefSeq and is a predicted model, not a curated record. Gene Ontology annotation, biological process: peptidyl-lysine monomethylation. Gene Ontology annotation, molecular function: protein-lysine N-methyltransferase activity. The coding region runs from base 1 to 1113 and encodes 370 amino acids. The transcript has 6 exons.
AUGCCUGCGCCGUCCACCAGCCCUGGCGCCCUGCUGUCCUCCUGGGUGGUGUUGCGGGGGGGCAGCGUGCACAGCGCGCUGCACGUCCGCACCAGUCCCACCGCCGGGCUGGGCCUGGGGGUCAGCAGCGCCGUGUCCCCGGGAACGAUCCUGGUGCGCCUCCCCCUGGCCGCCCAGCUGGGGGCGGGCGGCGCGGCGGACUCAGACCUGCAGACCCUCCUCGACCGGGUCCCGGCGGAGCUCUGGGGCGCCCGCCUCGGCCUGCACGCCCUGCGAGAGCGCGCCGUGGGGGAGGGCGCCGGCGCCUUCUGGCCCUACAUCGCCGCGCUGCCUAGCGCCUUCCCCGGCGUGCCCCUCUUCUUCCCCGGGGAGGCCGUAGAGGCCCUGCAAUAUCCCCCCAUCGUCCAGCAGAUAAACAAGCGGUCACGCUGGCUGGUGUCCUUUGCCAGGGAGCACCUGGCGGCACCGCGGCCGGCCUUUGCGCACGCCAGCAUCGACAUGGGCGGCCUUGCCUGGGCCUGGGCGGCCGCCUCCUCCAGAGCAUUUCGCGCCCAGCGUGGCGCGGCCCCCGUCCUGCUUCCCCUCAUCGACCUGGCAAACCAUACCUUUGAUGGCCCCACCGCCAAGGUGGAGGGAUCGGCCGAUGCCACCUGCCUGGUGGCUGCCCGCCAACUGCGGGCGGGGGAGGAGGUGAGUCUGAACUACGGCCCCCUCUCCAAUGACGACCUCUUCCUGGACUAUGGUACAGUGGACGGUUUCAUCGUCCCCGGCAACCCUCAUGACGACGUCCAGCUCCAGUUCGACCUGAGCCUGAUCGAAGCGGCGCGGGCACUGCCUGCUGAGCUGGAGGGGCUCACGCUGCGGGCGCUGGGAGACUGGGCCAGUCCCCUCAGCCUCGUCAGCGAGGCCAAGGCGCUGCGGACGCUGACGGGGCUGUGCGCCAUCUCGCUGUCCCACUUCCCGACAACCGCUGAGGAGGAUGCAGAGGUUCUGAGGAAAGGAGGAAUGUCGGGGCCCAUGGCGCUGGCCGUGCAGUUCCGCCUGGAGAAGAAGAGGAUACUGGAUGCCGGCAUCAAGGCCUGCGCGGCCCGGAUUCGGGAAUUACAAGGCUGA